GGCCAGGCCUCCUCCGAGCCAGCGGGUCUGCCUCCGCCGGCACGCCUUAGGCAGCGCGCUCCCAGGGCGCGGACGGCGCUGCCGCAGGCCGGUCUUCAAUGCCCGCUGCCUUGCCGCGUUGCCUUUUUCACGGUGCAGCCUCCGCCCUGCCUAAAAGUGUGUUCUUCUCCGCACGCACGGACUCCUCCUCCCGCUGCCCGCUCCGCUGUCCUCGCCGCCUCCCCACCUGCCGGACUGUCCUCACCAUUUCACAUGCCCCAGAGUGUAGGUUCUGUGAGGGCAGGAGUUUUUCUUUCGUCACGGCGACAGCACUGACUCGUA
Messenger RNA from Chinchilla lanigera (long-tailed chinchilla), 321 nucleotides. Its product is annotated as transcription initiation factor TFIID subunit 4-like. Lineage: Eukaryota; Metazoa; Chordata; Mammalia; Rodentia; Chinchillidae. The record is from RefSeq and is a predicted model, not a curated record.